Macadamia integrifolia is the source of this 1314-nucleotide messenger RNA. Its product is annotated as protein NAR1-like. Gene Ontology annotation, molecular function: 4 iron, 4 sulfur cluster binding. NCBI's taxonomy places the organism in Eukaryota, Viridiplantae, Streptophyta, Magnoliopsida, Proteales, Proteaceae. The record is from RefSeq and is a predicted model, not a curated record. Gene Ontology annotation, cellular component: cytosol.
GUUGGGUCUGUUAUGCUGAAAAAACACUUGGAUCUUAUAUUCUGCCCUAUAUUUCCUCUGUGAAGAGCCCCCAGCAAGCAAUCGGGGCUGCUAUCAAACAUCACAUUUGCCAAAAAAUGGGUUUCAAGCCGGACAAUGUCUACCAUGUGACUGUGAUGCCAUGUUAUGAUAAGAAGCUUGAAGCUGCUAGGGAUGAUUUUAUUUUUUCAGUGGAGCCUCAAGGAGAAGCUGGCCCUGAAGAUGCAGGCCUGAGGAUUACAGAGGUAGAUUCAGUUUUGACAACUGGAGAGGUUUUGGAUUUGAUGCAGUUAAAAUCUGUGGAUUUCAAGGCCUUAGAAGAGCUUCCUCUAGACAGAAUGCUGACAAAUGUUGACGAAGGAGGACAUAUUUAUGGGGCCAGUGGAAGCUCUGGUGGUUAUGCAGAAACAAUUUUUCGCCAUGCUGCUAAAGUUCUCUUUCAAAAAGAAAUUGAAGGUCCACUUGACUUCAAAACUGUGCGGAAUUCAGAUUUUCGGGAAGUGAGUCUUGAAGUGGAAGGGAAAACAGUGCUGAAAUUUGCACUUUGUUAUGGCUUCCGGAACCUGCAAAAUAUUGUGAGAAAAAUUAAAAUUGGGAAAUGUGAUUAUCACUUUUUGGAGGUCAUGGCAUGUCCUUCUGGUUGUUUGAAUGGUGGAGGUCAAAUCAAACCAAAGGCUGGCCAAUCUGCCAAGGAUUUAAUUCAAUCGUUAGAAACAGUAUAUAUGGAAGAUAUUUUGGUUGCCAAUCCUUUUGAGAAUCCCCUGAUAAAGAGCUUAUAUGAGGAGUGGCUAGGUGAACCUGGUUCAGAGAAAGCUAUACGGCAUAUUCACACGGUAUACCAUCCCCUGGUAAAAAGCAUUACUGCUGAACUGCACAACUGGUGAGAAAUUUUUUGUUGCCUCCAAAUUUCUUGUCCAACUUGGUGUUUUCACCACGUAGUCUUAGCCCGUGCAUUCCCUCGAAAGCUGUUCUUCGGUUGUACGGUGUGAUCCCUUACUAUGAUAUUUAUGCCUUCCCAUUGUGUGGAGGUGGAGUAUCCAGUUUUGAGAGAGGAAGAAGUGAUCGUGUGCAUGUGUGCUUGUACAUGUCUUUUCUGCUUCUCAUGUAUAUACCACGACCUAACAUUAUUAUUCUCUUUCCUUCUUUUUUAACCCUCUGUGAUCAAAUUUUUUUAGAUAUUAUACAGGGGAAGUGCAUGUAUACAUGGUGAAUAUAGAUUAUGCACAUCAACUGGGUGCAUAAGAUGUAAUUAUGUGCUUUAAGGAUGUAAUCAAUUCCUUUGCUAUGUUGCUUUCA